Messenger RNA from Closterium sp. Naga37s-1, 564 nucleotides. Lineage: Eukaryota; Viridiplantae; Streptophyta; Zygnematophyceae; Desmidiales; Closteriaceae. The record is from the annotation of a GenBank genome assembly.
AUGGGCCUGCCCAUGGGCUCCACUGGCCCUGCUACUGUCGGAGCACGUGGUGGCCGUCGGCCGAAUGUGCUUAUAACGGGUACACCUGGCACGGGAAAGACGUCGACGAGUCAGCUGGUGGCGGAGGCGACGGGUCUGCGACACGUGAACGUGGGCGACCUUGUGCGACAGAAGGAGCUGCACGACGGGUGGGACGACGAGUACGACUGCUUCGUGCUGGACGAAGAUAAGGUGGUGGACGAGUUGGAGGAGAGCAUGAGCGCAGGGGGCGUGCUGGUGGAGCACCACUCGUGCGACUUCUUCCCCGAGCGCUGGUUCGACCUCGUCGUCGUGCUGCAGACCGACAACUCGCUGCUCUACGACCGCCUCAGCGCCAGGGGGUACACAGGCAAGAAGCUGCAGAGCAACAUGGAGUGCGAGAUCAUGCAAGUGCUGCUCGAGGAGGCCAGGGACAGCUACAAAGAGUCUAUAGUGCACCCCAUGCAGAGUGAUUCGUUAGAGGAUAUGGAGAGGAAUGUUGCAACAAUAAAACAGAUGGUGGCACAGUUGGAAGAGGGCGGAUAG